CCGACUAUCGUCACGUUCCAGGAAGUUAUGGUAAUAGAUUCUACCGGUCUCUUGAAGUUGCAUCUCAUCCCAUGGUAGUCCUAUCUUCUGCAAGCACAAGAGAUGUUGCUCCUGGUGCUAGGCGCCCUCCUCCUGUUAUUCUGCAACCUGGAUGUCUGGUACUUCCUGCGAGGGGCCCAGGUGUUCUUCGAGGCAUGGUUCCAGCCCAGAAUAGGGGACAUUCUUGCUGUGCAAAGUGUUGAUGGUGUGGUCCUUACCCACGAUUUGGACUACUUGGGUCACAUGAACAACUCUCGAUAUCUGCGGGAGUGCGACUUUGCUCGUUUCCAUCAUUACAUGAGGAACGGGCUGUUCAUGGCCUCACGCAAGCUUGGGGCCAAAAUGGUGGUAGGUGCCUCCACUAUCAGGUAUCGGCGUUCCUUAGCUUUCAGAGAGGCUUUUGAAAUCCAGACCAAAGUGCUUGGCUGGGAUGAGAAGGCCUUUUACUUGGAGCAACGCUUUGUGUCAAAGAAGGAUGGAUUUGUAUCUGCGGUCAUGCUUUGUAGGCAGAAUGUGGUGCAUAGCAGCCCAGAGAGAAUCAUCGAAUUCAUCUGCAAAAAAAAGCUCGAGUGUCCGGAGUUUCCAGAGGAGCUUAAACACUGGAUCAGCUUUAUUUCAGCCAGCAGCCAGGCGCUGAGGGCAGAGAGCGGACUGGAGGAUAAAAACAAGUGAAGCCGCACCAUGACAUCACAUAUCAUGAGUGUAGAAACAUAUCAUAGCAUUGCACACACAUGUAAAGCAUAUAUACAUGCAGAUCGACUUUCGCACAUUGCAGAGAGUUUUAUUUGACUUCCAGUGUUCCACGUCUCUCUGUUUCGACUCGGGUCUUUACCUGCUAAGUAUUUUUGUAUGAAAUCAGCUAAACAUGAAAACUUGAACAGUAUGGGAUUUCUUUUCUUGAAAAGAAAGAGAAGUAGUAACAUAGCUUUACUUUUACAGCUUGUUAAGUAGUUGAAGGUGAGUAGACUGGUUUCAGCAACUUCAUUGUCAUUAGGCAAAAUCAUAUAAAGUCUAGUAAGCAUGUAGCUCAAAAUUCAAUUGUCGUUUGACACCAGUGCAUGUUUUAAAACAAUCAGAAUAAUUUUGUGCCUGUUUCUUGUAUUUAAGAGUACUGAGAGUUAUAGAUUUGAACUAAAAACAGAAAAACUUAGCUGUGAGAACAUACUUGAAUGGACAUAUUGAACAUGUACUGACAAACGCUUAAUUAUCCCAUCAGUAUUUUGCACAAAAUAAUUCCUAUGACAUUCUGAAAGGGAAUAUUACCUUUUUAGGGAUCCAUAUAGCUGCACAGUAUCGUUAUUUGACCAUAUUUAAACCUCAUUCUUGAAAAUGAUUGGAUUCAUGAUUGGGACUGCAUGUUAUUUUUAAGAGAAUGUUUUUGAAUUUUGACCGAUGAGUGCAAUAAUCUUUGGAAACUUGCAACGCACAGUAAUCACUGAAUGUUUAAGUGAUUCCAUUGAAAGAAACUAUUUAACCUGUAUAACAUUCUCAUGUCUGUAUCCAAGGUUUAAUUUGCGACCAAAGUCACUUAUUGUUAUAUGUUGGGGAGGAGUAGAUUUUUGAAAAUGUCCAGUCUGUUUUACAGUUGUGUGAAAAAUUAUACACAUCCUUCAACUAAUUCUAAGGUUCUAUUAAGACAUGAUGAAAAAAAAUAAUUUAGUUGAACAGCUAACUGUUGUAUUAAAGGGAAUAGUUGGACUAAAAAGGACACCAUUUUAAGCACUCGUGAGAAUCAGAUAAAUUAUUUUUUUCUCUCAUGUCUGGAUAAGAUGCACUUAAGAAUUGAAAAAGGUCGCACUUUGUUUUCCACACAACUACAUUCAUGUUGUCAAUGCACUGACCAAAAUACCCUGAAGUUUGAAGUUAUACUUUGUAUUUUUAUUUUCUUACUAUUCUUUAUGAUUUCUGGAAACUGAUUUAUUUGUCAAACAUUACUUAUUUAUUGUGUUUAUUAAUUAUAAUGCAUUUUGAAUAAAAAUGCACUGGAAAUGGUUUUUGGGUGAUUAUAUUUUCCUUAGGAGUGAGGAGGCAUGUACACACCUUUACAUACAGAUUUUUAAACUACAGAAAC
Molecule: messenger RNA, 2110 nt
Organism: Menidia menidia (Atlantic silverside)
Lineage: Eukaryota; Metazoa; Chordata; Actinopteri; Atheriniformes; Atherinopsidae
Source: the annotation of a GenBank genome assembly